GCUCCGGCAGCCGCGCCGCGCCGCGCUCUCUCGGGCCAUGGAAGGUCGUGGCGCCGGCGGCGGCGCCGGCAAGGCCGAGACGCCGCAGCCGCGCCGCCGCGGCCCCGGUCCCCGCCCGCGCUCACGCCCGCGCCCGCCGCCGGCGCGGAGGGCCCGGCGCCUCUGCUCGAGGUGGGGGCCCCGGGCUGCUCGGGCUCGCGGCCCCCCGAGCUGGAGCCCGAGCGCGGCCUGGGCCGCUUGCGAGGCCGCUUCGAGUACGAGGACGAGGAGUUGGAGGAAGAUGAGGAGUUGGAGGAGGAGGAGGAAGAGGAGGAGGAGGAGAUGAGCCACUUCUCGCUGAGGCUGGAGGGGGGCCGGCCGGACUCGGAGGACGAGGAGGAGCGCCUGAUUAAUCUCUCUGAGCUGACCCCGUACAUCUUGUGUUCCAUUUGCAAAGGUUACUUAAUAGAUGCAACUACCAUUACAGAAUGUCUUCAUACCUUUUGUAAAAGCUGCAUUGUAAGACAUUUUUACUAUAGCAACAGAUGUCCCAAAUGCAACAUAGUAGUACAUCAAACACAACCUCUUUAUAACAUAAGGUUGGACCGACAGUUACAAGACAUAGUGUACAAAUUAGUGAUCAAUCUAGAGGAAAGAGAAAAAAAGCAAAUGCAUGAUUUCUAUAAAGAAAGAGGUCUAGAAGUACCUAAACCUGCUGUUCCACAGCCAGUCCCUUCGAGCAAAGGAAGAUCUAAGAAAGUCCUAGAAUCAGUGUUUCGUAUUCCACCUGAACUUGAUAUGUCUUUAUUAUUGGAGUUCAUUGGUGCUAAUGAAGGCACGGGACAUUUUAAGCCAUUGGAAAAGAAGUUUGUUCGAGUUUCUGGAGAAGCAACCAUUGGGCAUGUAGAAAAAUUCCUCAGAAGAAAAAUGGGGCUUGAUCCAGCCUGUCAGGUAGAUAUCAUCUGUGGUGAUCACUUGUUGGAACGGUAUCAAACUCUAAGGGAUAUCCGACGUGCAAUAGGUGAUGCAGCAAUGCAGGAUGGCCUUCUCGUCCUCCAUUACGGUCUUGUUGUUUCUCCUCUGAAAAUAACUUGAAGAUUCUAGGCAUAUCAUGAGGAGGGAAACAAAGUAAGGAUGCUUCUGCAGGACUGCAUCUCACCAAAGAUUUCCAUGAAACGCGUAAUUGCCACCACUUUAUGCUGUUCAAGACAUAACUUAUCUAUUUUUAGCACCAAGAAUCUUAGCAUUUAUAAGUACAACUUGAAAUGAUGGAAUGCAUCUGUUUUACUAGAUACUGUAUAUAACAAGCAUCCAUAGCUCAGGGGAAAAAUUUCAAAACAUUGAAUUUUAAAAUUCCUUGUGAUUUUUAAUACUUUGACGUUGAUUUUUGCUUCUCAUCUUUGAGGUAAAUUGGUUACUGUUUUCUUCUUUGUUAAGCCAUAUCCCUUUAAAGUUUAUGGUUGGGAUUCUGCUCUCUGGGAUGGCAUCAGUUGGGCAGUCAGCCUUUUGGAAAAGAAGUGUGUUUUUGAAUGGGAGAUUCAAAGCUAGUCUUUGUUAAACUAGGGUGUGUACUCUUAGACAAAGACCAAAACCAUUGGCUACUUUUGUAUGUUGCCAGCAUAUUUUGAACUUGUAUGUUUUUUUUAUACGAACAGCACUACUAAGGAGAUAUUAUUCACUUCUAAAAUGGAUGAAUUAUCAUUAUUCUGUGUGAGGAGACUGUCUUCUGUAGGGUUUAUGGCUCUUGCCGUAAGUGUUCAAUGUAAAAAGACUUCUAUAAUAUAUCUUAUAAUAAGGGGUACUUCUUUGGGACAAUAUUCUUUGAAUGUUAAUUUGAUUAACAUUUUCUUUGAGUACAUACUAUGAUUUUUGAUACCUUGUAAUAGCACUGGUUCUGAAAGUAAUAAAACGUUUUAGGUGAAUUUGAGUUUACAUGAUACUUAUUGUUUCCUCAAUUUAAUGUUUAUUUUACCAUUAUUUUGUCACUGGGAUAAAGAAUAAGAGUGUUUCAGCUCAUUUCAUGCAAAGAUUUCAGUUUUAAACAUUAUUUUGCCUAAAAUUAGCAUUAUGAUGCUUUCUAAAGAAAUGUUUUGUAGACUGUAUUUCACAGCAAAAUUUCUAAAUCUGUAUUACAGAAGUGGACAAGGAUUGGCAAUUCUUUGUAAAGAAUUUGUGAAAUGUAUAUAAAUCUCUUCUAACAUUUAAUAAAAAUUUAUUUUAACCUA
Molecule: messenger RNA, 2204 nt
Organism: Microcebus murinus (gray mouse lemur)
Lineage: Eukaryota; Metazoa; Chordata; Mammalia; Primates; Cheirogaleidae
Gene: PCGF6
Product: polycomb group ring finger 6
Source: RefSeq, a predicted model, not a curated record